AUGAGUGACGUUGUGAAUGAAACAACUUCUGGAAGUACUACUACUGCAUAUGGCUUAUGGAAAACUUAUUACUCAUAUUCUGGUGUAACAACCUGUAAUAAUAUCAACUGUCCAGCAGUGACUGAUGAUAACGGUUUCUGUAGUAGAAUAAUGGUUAGUAGAGCUUUCAUGACAUUAGCUUGUAUUUUAUCUGGUAUUACAGCUAUAUGUCUCUUUAUAUGUGCAUUUAUCGAUGAAAAGAAAAGUCGAAUAUUCUCACUAAUAACUAUAGCACUUGCUUCUGUAUGUUUGAUUAUGGGAAUCAUAGGAGUAGCUGUUGGCGGCAGUAUCCAACAAACACUUUAUCUAAAUAGUAGUCAAUUGAAUUUCGGUACAGGUUUCAUAAUAGGAGCUGUAGCAGUUGGCAUCAAUUUUAUUGGUACUAUUGAACGUUGGACUGUGAAAAAGUCAGAAAAAUAA
Adineta steineri is the source of this 459-nucleotide messenger RNA. NCBI's taxonomy places the organism in Eukaryota, Metazoa, Rotifera, Eurotatoria, Adinetida, Adinetidae. The record is from the annotation of a GenBank genome assembly.